AUGAGGAGGAGAGAGGGUAAGACUAAACUUCAAUUCCUCCAAGAAUUGAAGAACAUUCCACCGCAGGUCCACAAUAGAUGGCUCAUCCUGGGAGAUUUCAAUCUCAUCUACCAGGCGGAAGACAAAAACAACUCCAACCUAAACCGGUGCCUCAUGGGGGCAUUUAGAGCGACGAUCGAUCAUUUGAGGCUCAAAGAGAUCAAGCUAAAUGGGUGCCGCUUCACUUGGAGCAAUCAACAGGACAACCCGACGCUCACUAUAAUUGACAGACUACUAUGUACCACCGAGUGGGACCUGCUCUUCCCCAUGUGUUUCUUACACUCCCUCCCAUCGCUCAUGUCAGACCAUACCCCUCUGCUACUCCAGGGAGAGCUUGACCACCAUCACAGCACGUCCUUCCACUUCAAAAAUUACUAG
Messenger RNA from Miscanthus lutarioriparius, 417 nucleotides. The record is from the annotation of a GenBank genome assembly. Lineage: Eukaryota; Viridiplantae; Streptophyta; Magnoliopsida; Poales; Poaceae.